Microthlaspi erraticum is the source of this 378-nucleotide messenger RNA. NCBI's taxonomy places the organism in Eukaryota, Viridiplantae, Streptophyta, Magnoliopsida, Brassicales, Brassicaceae. The record is from the annotation of a GenBank genome assembly.
AUGUGGCCUUUAGCUGGGGAAAGAACCAACAAGAGGCGUUUGAGGGACUUAAAACAUAGUCUUACUAAUACUCAUGUUCUAGUCUUACCUGAUUUUGACAAAACAUUUGAAGUUAAAUGUGAUGCCUCUGGUUUAGGUAUUGGAGCUAUGCUCACUCAAGGAGGAAAACCGGUUGCCUACUUUAGUGAGAAACCAAGUGGAACCACCCUCAACUAUCCCACCUAUGACAAAGAGCUCUACGCUUUAGUAAGGCCCCUCGAAACUUGGCAACAUUAUCUUUUAUCUAAGGAGUUUGUGAUUCAUACAGAUCAUGAGACUCUCAAGCAUUUGAGGGGUCAAAAACAUUUUAAACGAAGGCAUGCUCCCUGGCUAUGUUGA